AUGGCAUUAGACUAUAAAGUAAAUGAGUCAGAUUCUCCACUUAGAUUUAGAGGUCAAACAAAUGAUCAAUCAAAUAAUAAAAAUAGUAAUAGUAAUAGUUGUAGUAAUGAUACUAUCAUUUCGAACACUACAACAUUAAAUAAUAACAAUAAUAAUAAUAAUAAUAAUAAUAAUAAUAAUAAUAGUGGUAAUAGUAGUAUAAAUACUACUAGUAGUGAUUGCGAUCAAAAUAAUAAUCAAAUAGAUGGUUCGGUUACAAAUGAAAAGAUUAUUAUAAUAGAUAAUGAUAUGAUUCAAGAAAUUAAGGAUACUACUAAUCAAGUGGAAACUUCUAUCUCUGAAGAGACAUCAGGUUCAGUAUCAUGUAAUAAACCAGUCCUGGAAUCAUGUUGUUCCCCGGCUACUCCGUUUCAAAGAAGAUUACAAACUUUGGCUAUUGCAUUCCAUAUAUCUACAAUACCUGGUUUCAUUAUUCUGACUCUUUUCUUACUGUCCUUCCCCAUUUUUUGGGUCUUACUAAUACCGUAUUUCAUUUAUUAUGUUUUUGACAGGACUCCUGCUAACGGUAAUAUAUAUAAAAGAUAUUCCCCCUGGUUUAGAUCACUGCCCAUAUGGACUUAUUUAUGCGACUAUUUCCCUCUGAAAUUACAUAAAUCCUGCAAUUUGAUUCCCACUUUUAUUGAUCCAAAGAAAAGAUUCUCCGCUACGGGGCCUCGUUAUAUCUUCGGUUAUCAUCCUCAUGGAAUAGGUGCUCUUGGUGCCUUUGCUACUUUUGCUACCGAGGGCUGUGGUUGGUCAAAACUAUUUCCUGGGAUCCCUGUGUCUUUACUAACUAUCGUUACACAAUUUCAAAGUCCAUUAUAUAGAGAUUAUUUGAUGAUCCUAGGGAUAACAUCUGUGUCUAAGAAAAAUGCUUUGAAGGUGCUGGACACUAACCAAUCCAUAUGUAUUGUGGUUGGAGGCGUUAGAGAGUCAUUAUUAGGCUCUACUGAUUCCAUUGAACUGAUUCUAAAUAAAAGAAAAGGUUUUAUUAAAUUGGCUUUACAGACAGGUAAUGUCAGUUUGGUUCCCGUGUUUGGGUUUGGUGAAACCAAAUGUUUUAGAGUCUAUGAGACUGAAAAGGGGUCUGUUUUGAAUAAAUUUCAGAUUUGGGUCAAACAAAAAGUAGGUUUUACCAUACCUAUUUUCUUCGCUAGGGGCUUGUUUAAUUAUGAUUUUGGUUUGAUUCCAUUUAGAACCCCCUUGGAUAUUGUCGUUGGGAAACCAAUAUAUAUCAAAGAAAGAUAUGAUCAUCCAAAUCAAACUAUAAUUGAUCAUUACCAUAAACUCUACGUUGAUGAAUUGAAAAGAAUUUACUACUCUAACAGAGAUAAAUUUGAUUGUGGGAACGUUGAAUUGGAAAUAGUUGGUUGA
Molecule: messenger RNA, 1413 nt
Organism: Arxiozyma heterogenica
Lineage: Eukaryota; Fungi; Ascomycota; Saccharomycetes; Saccharomycetales; Saccharomycetaceae
Gene: DGA1
Product: diacylglycerol O-acyltransferase
Exons: 1
Coding region: 1-1413 (470 amino acids)
Biological process (GO): triglyceride biosynthetic process
Cellular component (GO): endoplasmic reticulum membrane
Molecular function (GO): diacylglycerol O-acyltransferase activity
Source: RefSeq, a predicted model, not a curated record